Messenger RNA from Papaver somniferum (opium poppy), 2439 nucleotides. Its product is annotated as exocyst complex component EXO70A1-like. The record is from RefSeq and is a predicted model, not a curated record. Gene Ontology annotation, cellular component: exocyst. Gene Ontology annotation, molecular function: phosphatidylinositol-4,5-bisphosphate binding. The coding region runs from base 279 to 2129 and encodes 616 amino acids. Lineage: Eukaryota; Viridiplantae; Streptophyta; Magnoliopsida; Ranunculales; Papaveraceae. The transcript has a single exon. Gene Ontology annotation, biological process: exocytosis.
UGCACCAAGACAGUUGCAAUCAAUUGAAUACAACUCUUAAUCAACCAAAAACAAAAAACCAACAUUUCAAACAAACAAAAGAAUUCUCACAAAAAUUUUCAGAUUCAGACAAACAACAACAGCUGCCUUUACUUGCAGAAAUCAUAAGUUCUCUCCAUUAAAAUACCAGAAGAAAUUAUUUAGUAUCUUACUCUGUCAUCUGCCGCUCUCUGUUUCUUCAUUGGUUUGUUAAAACUGCAAGCUAUCUCUCUUUUCAUUGGCUCUUCAAUCUUCAAUCCAUGGAUUCACCUGAGAAAACAGACGGCGGCACCGCGACCGGUAUUCAGUUUGCAGCGGCAGAGAAACUUAUCUUAAGAUGGGAUUCAACAGUAUCAGAAGAAGCAAGAGAGCGUAUGAUAUUCGACGGCGACCGGCAAGAAGCGGAUCGGUAUUUAAACGCGGUGGAUGAGAUCCAGAGAUCAAUGGAAUCUACAGAUGUUUCUGUUGAUUCAAGUAAGAUUAAUGGUGCAAUACAAAUUGCUAUGGCACGUUUGGAAGACGAGUUUCGUAACAUUUUGAUCACUCAUACUAAUCCACUUGAAAUCGAAUCACUUAUCGAUACAAAUAACUCUGUUAUGGUUGGUCAUCAUUGUAGAAGUAUGAGUCAAUUCAAUGGCGAUGUCGAUUACUCUGAAGAUCAAGAACAUGAAAAUGGUGAGCAUCAUAGAGGUCGAACGAGUACGAGUUAUCGAACGACAAGCAGUAUAAAAGAGAUUGAUCUAAUCCCACAAGAACCCAUCGCCGAUCUUAGAAGUAUUGCAGAAAGAAUGAUUACGGCGGGUUACUUGCGGGAAUGCAUUCAAGUUUACGGCAGUGUCAGGAAAUCAGCUGUUGAUGCAAGUUUCCGGAGACUCGGGGUUGAGAAACUGAGUAUUGGUGAUGUGCAGAGAUUGGAAUGGGAUGAAUUAGAAGCCAAAAUCAAAAGAUGGAUUAAAGCCGCAAAAAUUUGUGUAAGAAUUCUUUUUGCCAGUGAGAAGAGAUUAUGUGAACAAAUCUUUGAAGAGCUGGGUACAAAUGCCGAUGACGCUUGUUUCAUGGAGACGGUGAAAGGUCCUGCCAUUCAGUUAUUCAAUUUCGCAGAAGCCAUUAGUAUCAGCCGAAGGUCUCCGGAGAAACUUUUCAAGAUUCUAGAUCUUCAUGAUGCUUUGUCAGACCUUUUGCCGGAUGUUGAUGCAGUUUUCAGAUCGAAAUCGUCUGAAUCUGUCCGAAUCCAAGCGACUGAGAUUCUUUCCCGGUUGGCCGAAGCUGCACGGGGAAUACUAUCGGAGUUUGAAAAUGCAGUUCAGCGGGAAACUACCAAGAUUCCGGUUCCGGGAGGUACAAUUCAUCCAUUAACCAGAUAUGUUAUGAAUUAUAUAAAUUUGAUUUCUGAUUAUAAACAGACUUUGAGUGAGUUAAUUGUUUCGAAACCAUCGAUGAAUGCCCGGUUCCCAAAUGGUGAUUAUAUGGGUGAUUUUGAAGACCCCGAACCCGAAAACGACACACCAUUAGCUCUACAUUUGAUUUGGAUCAUUAUGAUAUUGCAAUUCAACUUAGAAGGGAAAUCUAAGCUUUAUAAAGAUAAUUCAUUAGCUCAUUUAUUCAUCAUGAACAAUGUUCAUUACAUUGUUCAAAAAAUCCGAGGAUCUUCGGAACUUCAAGAAAUGAUCGGAGACGAUUUCUUGCGGAGGUUAACGCGUAAAUUCCGUCAAGCUGCAACAAGUUAUCAAAGGGCAACAUGGGUUGGCGUUCUGCAUUCAUUAAGAGAUGAAGGAUUACAUGUAAAAGGCGGGUUUUCGUCCGGGGUAUCGAAAUCUGCAUUAAGAGAUAGGUUUAAAACAUUCAAUGCAACAUUUGAAGAGACUCAUAGAGCUCAAGCAACAUGGUUAGUACCGGACCCUCAAUUACGCGAAGAGCUUCGUAUUUCUAUUGCAGAGAAGUUGUUACCGGCUUAUCGGUCUUUUCUGGGACGGUAUAGGAGUCAUAUAGAGAGUGGUAAACAUCCAGAGAUGUAUAUUAAGUUUUCAGUUGAUGAUCUUGAAGCUGCUGUUUUGGAUUUCUUUGAAGGUUAUCCUGUUUCAUCACUACAUAUGAGGAGAAGGUCUCAUUGAAAAUGAAAAUCAAAACAUAAAUUCAGAUUAUUAGACUGAAUUUUUCUUCUUCUUCUUCUUUUAUUCACAAGUUAGAAUUUCUUUAGGUGAUAUAUUCUUUAAAUUUUUGAGUAAGAAGUGCAUUUCUUGGAUGGUUUUGGUUCUUCAAGAGGAUUCGGGCGAAAAACGGUCUCUUUUGGAUAGAAGAUUAUUGUUCGGUAAUGUGCUUUGUACCCUGUAAGCAAAAUUGUUUUUUGUUUUGGUUGCUGCUUUGAGCUCGCUUCGUUUUUUUCGAUUAAAUUUGUUCAUAUAUCACAAGAAUUCUUGUUUA